AUGCAGCAGGGCGGGAAGAAGGGCCGAGGCCCCAAGGCAGGUGCUCGCGCUCAGCCUGAUGCUAACAAAGAGAGAAUGCUGUACUUCCUCGCCUGUUUGGUCGGGCAGACGGUCACCGUUAAGCUGAAGAACCAGACGAUUUACGAGGGAGUCUUCCACAGCUGCUCCACAGAAGGUGAUCUAUCGAUCACUUUGAAAUCAGCCCGAAAAGUUCCCACUGGAAAUGGGAAAAGCGGCGAGGUGAAGGAUGAGCUGGUUGUUGCAGGAAAGGAGUUCCUGCAGGUGUCCGCGGUCAACGUGCCCCCGGAGCCAAAGCAGCACAGCGCCUUCAAGACUGACGGUGAAAUAGCUGAAGGCUGGGGCAAAGAUCACAACCGGGAACUGGUUGCCUGGAAAAGCGGCGGUGAGGCGAGUGCCCCUGCCGGUGUUUCCCUCAACUUGGAAUCCGGCGGUCGGCAAAUCGGCACCUGGAACCAGUUCGAGUAUAACGAGAAGCAGUUUGGUAUCACUAGCACCUACUCUGAGGACCUAUACACGACGAAGCUGGAUCCCAGCAAAAUCCCAGAGCAGAAGCGAAAAGAUGCCGAACGCAUCGCCCGCGAAAUUGAAAGCGGGCAGAGCUACGGCAGGAUAGAAGAAGGCGUCAAUGACGACGUCGACGAGGAAGCGCAAUUUAGCGCUGUCGGCUCUUCGCAAGCUCGGGAGCCAGUGCACGCUCCACUGACUGUGGAGAAUGUGUCGCAGCAUGAUGCUGCAUCUGCAGCUGAACUUCAUGCUGCUGAUGGUUUCGCCCGAGAGCACAGGGCCAAGCGCUACAUGAUCACAGCGCACUCGCGUGCCCCGCAGCUCUCCGAGAUGAAAAGCAUCAAUGCCUUAAAUCUAGAGCCUGCGUUGCCCAAGUUCGAUGACAAGACCCGAUCGGAUUGGAUCAAUUUCAAGCAGUCACAGUCGCGAACGCGACAGGGGCAGCCACCUGCUGGAAUCAAGGAUGAGCUUCAGCAGUCGUUGCAGGCCAUCCAGCAAAAGGAGGCCACCCAGAAGUCCGCUGCCACACCAGGUGCCAGCGGCUCCGGACAUGCCGAAGCAAGAGGAUUUCAGAUGGAUGCUUCUGCUGCGGCACAUGAGCCUGAGCAGGCGCAAGAAGAGCAAAAGGGCGGAAAGGGGAACUCCAAGUUUUCGUUCAACCCGUCUGCGAAGGAGUUUUCAUUCAAUCCGCAAGCCGCGACGUUUACGCCCACCAACGCUGCUGUGGCACAGCGUUCGGAGUCGAAGACCAGCGCUUCCCAAGGAGCGAGGAAGAACGACUCAGCACCUGCGCACACUGAAAAAGCGAUGGCACCUGGGCCAGUGAACAACUCAGCGGCCUCUCGUCAGCCGACCAAGUCGUUUGCCGAGUUUUUAAAGCCAGUGAAGGGGGGUGGACGGAAAACAUCUCUGGAAGAUCUGCUGAGCAAGUUGUACAAGACGUGUGAGACUGCCAAGCCGCAGAACUGUCCGCCGACGUGGGAGACCAACGGGCCUUCCUACAAAGAGAUCUUGGGCCAGCCAAAUCCGGCCAACCAGAUGGCAGGAAGCGCCGCCCACCAACUGCAGCAGCAAGUGAAGCAGAUGCAGGCUGGACAGCACCAGCAACAACAGCAGCAAAUGCAGCAGCAGCAACAGCAGCAACAGCAGCAGCAGCAGCAGCAGCAGCAGCAGCAGCAGCAGCAGCAGCAGCAGCAACAAGAAAUGCAGCAGCAACAGCAGCAACAACAGCAGCAACAGCAGCAGCAACAACAGCAGCAGCAACAACAGCAGCAGCAACAACAGCAGCAGCAACAGCAGCAACAGCAACAGCAGCAACAGCAGCAGAUGCAGUCCCAGCAGGGCCAGCAGCAAAUGGGCAUGCAACUGAUGCAGCCCACAGGUCCUGGCGGGCAGAUGGGACAAGCAGGUUUCAUCAUGACCGUGCCAGGGUGUGCCAACGGACAGCAGCCGAUGAUGCCGCAGCAGAUGUUCCAGCAGAUGCCGCAAGGGGGUGGCCGUGGAAACAAUGCUCAGGGAAUGCAGCAAAAUCAACCGCAGCCCCAAAUGCAGAUGCAGCAGCAAGGAAACCAGCCACAGCAGCAGAUGGGUUUUGUGCCUCAGAACAUGAUGGGCGGCCAAGUCGUUGCCAUGCCUGGUGCGAUGGGGGCUCCACAGGGCAACAUGGGCAUGGCUGGCAUGGGCGCAAUGCCAAAAUUCGGACAGGUGGUUCCGAUGAUGGUGCCCGCCGGCCAAUUCCCGCAAGGUUUCAUGCCACAGGCGCAAGGCUGCAUGCAGCAAGGCAUGCAAGGUGGCCAACAAGGAGAUGGCAUGAUGAUGCAAAAUCAGAUGAUGCAGCCAGGCGGAGGUUCCGAGAAAGUCCAGGGGGACUGUUACUCAUUUCCUCGCGUGCGGGUCACAUGCAGGGCUGCGGUUACCGCGGCAUGGGUCCUGGUGAGUGAGUGCCGUGAAAGUCAAGGUUGCUUCGUCUUGGCGCGGCGCAAGUUGCACCUCUGUGAAUAUCCCGGGGUUGGACAAACGCAGAAAGGUGUCUUUUACUGUGGCGACAACGACUGGUGUUUACACAUUUUCAAGCCAGGAGCCGUUAUUCUUGAAACGUGGCUUGUCCGCGCAUGGCUGCAUGCAAACUGGACAGCCAACGUCCUGGAUGCCACCUUGUCCUACAGCCCCGUCCGGGCAGCAAUUGCCGCGUGCAUGCUCGCCUUCCAAAUGUUACAGAUGACAGUGGUUCCUUGCAUGGAGACCUCGGGCACGCACCCUGCAGUCCAGGCCGAGCUCAUGCAGCAUGCGCUGCGCCUCUCGGAGCUCGAGGCUCAGCAGCGCGGGCAUGUGGUGGCUGGCUCGCUACUCGCAGAUCACCCCCUGCAAGCGGACUUCCACGAUGAUGACGAUGGAUCUCCUCAAGAGGCAGCAGAACAGAGAGCCAGGCUACGCGAAGAACAGGAGGCAGAAUACCAGGAAAGCCUUCGCAUCGAUCGGGAGCGUGCGGAGCAGGAGGCUCUCAGGCUAAAGCAGGAGGAGGAGCGGAAGAAGCAAGAAGCUGAAGAGCAGGAGUCCAAAGCCAAGCAGGCAGAAGCAGCUGAGCUGGCGCGUCAGGAUAACCUUUCACGGAAGCUGGAUGAGGCCAAGAGCAUCAUCACGCCGGAGCCGCGAACGUCUGGUCAGCCUCUAACCAGUAAUUUCCGAAGCGAUGAGCUGAUGGUGGCCCGCGGUGACUUCGAACGCCUGGAACGGCGCCUCUUCCAGGCUGAGAAGACAAUCCAGCUGCAAGCCAGCCACCUCCAAGAGCUGCAGGCAACCGUGGAUGCCCUUCAGGGCCAUGCCCCAAGUAACCGCGCUCCUAUGCCUAUCAUGCGGGGAGCAGGUUUGCCCGUAGGUGCCCCGACGGGCUUCCUCCGGGAACGUUCGCGAACACCGCGGCCGACACCCCCUCCUCCCAGCUACCCGACAAGGAUACCAGCUGCGACAUACGGAAAUGAGCACUCUGGUGAGCCCUUCGAUGAGGCCAGGAUACUCCUCGUGGAGGACUUUGUGUCAGAGAAUGCGUUAGAUACAAAAUGCAGGGACGCGCUUCUGGCCCUACCAGUAGAGGUGCAGCGUGCCGUAAUUAGCCAGGGCCCAGCUGAAGGACGGAAUCCUUCAGCAAUGGUCAUGGGCAGGAUAGCGAAGGCACAGAAGGAUCCGGCGUUUGGCGCAUCUGCUAUAGAGCUUACGAUGCCCCCACCAGACGGCGAGAGACUGCAGGAGCUUGUUGAAAGCUUUAUUGCUGAGCACAGUCUGGACGAGAGGUGUGCCGACACCCUACGGAACCAGUCUCCAGAGUGUCAGGAGGCGGUGCUGAGCCAGGGCCCCGCGACUGGCCGCAACGCCUCCGCCAUGGUCAUGGGCCGAAUCGGCAAGUUUGACUCCCGACGGAUAUGA
Molecule: messenger RNA, 3945 nt
Organism: Symbiodinium sp. CCMP2456
Lineage: Eukaryota; Dinophyceae; Suessiales; Symbiodiniaceae
Source: the annotation of a GenBank genome assembly